Messenger RNA from Homarus americanus (American lobster), 5174 nucleotides. RefSeq lists its product as uncharacterized. Gene Ontology annotation, biological process: G protein-coupled receptor signaling pathway. Gene Ontology annotation, cellular component: membrane. Gene Ontology annotation, molecular function: G protein-coupled receptor activity; protein-hormone receptor activity. The record is from RefSeq and is a predicted model, not a curated record. NCBI's taxonomy places the organism in Eukaryota, Metazoa, Arthropoda, Malacostraca, Decapoda, Nephropidae.
UGACUCACUGUUGUCCUUUCUCCCGCAGAAGAUGUGAGCGAUGAGUAAGCCAGAUCCCCUCCUUCAGUCCUCAGCCACCCCGCCACCGACACCAUCACCCAAGGCCCUGCUUCUGCCUCUGUUUCUUCUGAUUCUCUUCUGCUGCGCCCCUGCUGGAUCUGCUUCUGCUGGUGCCGACAAGCAGAGAUCAUGGGGCGCAGCAGAAUCACCAGCAGGCAGCGGCAGCGGCUUAGAGGUCACAAGUACCUACUGGAGUUCUGCCAGUGAGUUUUACCGCAGAGUCACAAUCGGGUCGGGAGAUUUAAUGGACAGUGAGAUUACUGUAGUCGAAGAAAAGGUGUUACCUGACGCUCUAGAAGACAGUGAUGGUACUUUGUUUAUUGUCCGCGCAGCCUUACCGCCGCCCAGUGAACCUUUAGUGCCAGAGUCAGAGAUACGUAGUCCAGAUGACAAAUACGUCAUUAUCAAGCGCUCUGACUAUCAUGGACUCUCACAGGACUGGCCUCAUCCAAGUUUGGAUAAAGAAGGAAAACUCUUUUCUGCAAGAACAGUCUGGAGUCAAGUAGAAAAAUCCAAAGGACAUGAUCUGUUUGAGCAAAGAAACUGGGGUCAAGAGGGUGAGAAGUUUGAACAAGUAUCGAGCGAAGAUAAGAGCAGUGGCGAGCCUCGACACGGGUCCUCCAUUACAACAACGGUGGGAAAAAAGCGGGAAGUGGCCAUUGUUAAGGAGAGAGAGACCCAUUUAAGACCAAGAAAGUGGGAACAACCCAGAAAAAAUAAAGGUGGAGGGAGAGAGCAGGAGGUUCAGAAACCCGGUCCAGGCGAAACAUUGCCACUCGGAACAGACAGACACAUUACAUCAGACCACAGCAAAAGGAAUUUUGGUCGAGCUUCAACCACACUGUCGGGAGAUUCUCAUGACAAUGUUCUCCGUGACCGUCCUAACACAGUGAGAGUCACCCGUGGUUUGGGUACACAGCACAGCAGUCCAGAGAUUUCAGGACUCUAUACCUCCGGUUCCAAACGUGACGAGCAUACCAGUGUCGAUAUCUUAGGUUUACACAACAUUCCGAGUGCCACCCCUGUCGCAACUCAGCCUGGGGAAACUUCACCUGCGUCGUCUUUACGAGACACCGCUCGCCUGGCGAUGGGUGUGCCGAUUGGCGGCAAGCCUGAGAACCAAGCUGAUGGGUGGCACACCGGCGUUGGGGGAGACGACCACGCUGGUGGGUGGCACACGGGCAUCAGGGGAGACAACCACGCUGGUGGGCAGCACACGGGCAUCGGAGGAGACGACCUUGCAGGUGGGUGGCACAAGGGCAUCGGAGGCGACGACCACACUGGUGGAUGGCACACAGGUGUCGGGGGAGAAGACCACGCUGGUGGGUGGCACACGGUGGGGGACUUGCAACCAGCCUGGGAGACCUUCCAAGAGGAUGAUCGCUCAUUAGACUACCAUCAUCAACACGAUGACAUGAUAGAGUCAACUGUGGACCAGGGAGAUCAAACCUGGCCCUCUGGCGGUGAUGAUCAUGACCACUGGCCCUCUGGUGGUGCUGAGCACAGCAGCUGGCCCUCUGGCGGCACUGAUCAUGACCAAUGGCCCCCUGGCAGCACUGAUUACGACAACUGGCCCACUGGCGGUGCAAGGUAUGACCACUGGCCCUCUGGUGGCGCUGACCACGACAACUGGCCCCCGGGAGCCAUACACGGUGGACCAAGGAUACCCCAUCUGGGACCUGGACCUCCUGGCCUCACCACUGAGUCUGGAUGUGGGUGCUGGGACACAGACGCCGUCACGCCGGAGGUCGAGUGUAGCUGCUGGGGCUCACCGCUGACACAAGUACCAUCAGACUUCUCCAAGGGUGUCUUCAGGAUAACGCUGAACAACGUGAAGCUGACAACAGUUCGUAAUGAUUCCUUCAUCUCUUACCGCCGGAGUCUACACGAGAUAGUGUUGGAAAACAUGGGUGAGCUUCACACCAUCGAGGUCGGCUCCUUCAAGGGUCUUCACCAGCUCAGGUCUAUAUACAUCCACUUAGCUCCACAGCUAAAGACGAUGCCAAACCUCACCUUCGCGGAAGACAACAAGAACCUAAAGAGCCUGCGAAUCACCAACUCAGGCCUGGAGAUGAUUCCCAAUAUGAAGUUCAUCGGACACGCGGAAAUAAUCAAGAUGAUAGAGCUGGACAGUAAUCGCAUCAAAAAGGUUCACACCAAUUCUCUGGAGGUCCGGGUAGACCAGCUUUCACUGAAUUAUAACCUGAUCGAGAGUGUUGAGAGGGAGGCAUUUGCUGGGUCAAAAAUUGGAAAACUCAGCCUUAAGGGGAAUAUACAUCUUGAAAAUCUUCAUCCACACGCUUUUGAGAACAUCGGCAGUCUUCUAUCACUGGACCUAUCCGGGACCUCCAUCACCUCCCUGCCAACCCUAGGACUAAAUGGCCUGGAGUUUCUGUACCUGGUGAAUACUCCCAGCCUCAAGGUGUUCCCGUCUGUCUACUCCUUUAAGACCAUCAAGCAAGCGAACCUAACUUACCCAUACCACUGUUGCGCUUUCCAGUUUCCCGAGCAGCACGACCCGGAGCAGUACAUCAAAUACCAGAACUUUAAACGUAAGAUGGAACAGAAGUUUUGCUCUGAAGUGACGUCGCCAAGUUCUCAUGUGAUGAUUUCCGCUACCCGCCCACGACGCCGUCGCCGCCACGUCACGCCGCCCAUGGGGAUUCCUCAGGACCUAGGUGGUAGCCGCCGUAUUGGUGCACUCACGCCGCCCACGGAUGAGCCUCAAGGGGCCAGGGCGGCCUAUACCUGUGGAGGUCAUCCUGGAAUGGUCAGGUUACGAGUCGGCCUCGUCGCGGCGACCACUCACAGCUCAGGAGACUUCCUGGUGGUGGAGACGAUGUUCACCAACUUCCUCCUGACACCACAACAACAGCGGACAGCAGCGCUCAUCAGAGACCCCGUGAAGGAACUUAUCCCUCUGCCAGAUAAGAGAUUCGAUGAAGGAGAUGGAUCCUACCCUCAUCAAGAUGAAAGCUAUUUCGGGGGUGGUGCACUAGGAGAUGUUCAUGGCCCCUUCCUAGGCUUCGGGUCUUUCAACCACACACCAGGAAGAUACGUACCGGAACCUCCCAGAAGCAGUAACUCAUCAUCUCGAGGCUGGGAACACGACCAGACCAAAGUGAAAAACACGACCAUGAUAGUCAGCUGUGGGGAGCUAUCCAAGGACUACCACAGUGUGCUGUGUGUGCCGGAGCCGGAUGCUUUUAACCCCUGUGAGGACAUUAUGGGUAACCUGGCUCUUCGUGUGGCUGUGUGGCUGGUAGUGAUCACGGCUGUCCUUGGCAACCUGGCUGUCAUCAUUGUCCUCAUCUCCUCCAAGUUCAAAAUGACGGUGAGCAAGUUCCUGAUGGUGAACCUGGCACUGGCUGACCUCUGCAUGGGGGUCUAUCUCCUCAUUAUCGCAGCCAUGGAUCUACACACCAUAGGAGUUUACUUCAAUCACGCUAUAGACUGGCAGAACGGACCAGGAUGUAAGGUGGCUGGAUUUCUGACAGUAUUUGUCCGGGUGUCUAUCUUUACACUCACGGUGAUCACCUCUGAGCGCUGGUACGCCAUCACCUACGCUAUUCAUCUAAACAAGCGACUUAAGCUCUCCAUGGCUGUCAAGAUUAUGGUAGUGGGCUGGACCUACUCUAUUAGUAUGGCUGCCUUACCUCUGCUGGGCAUCUCAAGCUACAGCAAAACAAGCAUCUGUUUACCUAUGGAGACGGGCAACGGUCUGGCUCUGGCAUACCUCGUCUCCCUGCUGCUGGUGAACGGGCUGGCGUUCGUCGUGAUCACCGCUUGCUAUACCUCAAUGUACUGUUCCAUCAGCCGCCACGAUGCCACCGCUCCUCACUCUGACCUCACCGUGGCUAAACGAAUGGCCCUCCUUGUCUUCACUGACUUCGCCUGCUGGGCACCCAUUGCCUUCUUCGGGUUGACGGCUGUGGCAGGAGUUCCCUUAAUCAACGUUACCAGAGCAAAGAUCCUGCUGGUGUUCUUCUACCCUCUCAACUCGUGUGCCAACCCCUACCUCUAUGCCAUCCUCACCAAACAGUACCGCAGAGACCUCUUCAUCCUCCUCGCUAGAUACGGAUUCUGCACCAAGAGGGCCAUGAGGUAUAAGGGCGCCUACUCGUCUGUCAACAACACCUUUCCACACAACACUGUGGUCAACGCACCCAACCACCGCAACUCAACCCUGACCCAGAUAACCCUGUGUGACCUGACCCGCACCGCAAGAGCCUCCCAGCAGAGCAACAACGGCUCCCUCCUCGGCACCAUGGUAGGAGGGUCACAAGACUCCCUCCAGCGGAAUGUUUCCCCGCUUAGGACACCCACUAAGCCUGAUAGCUGCACGGCGGAAAACGAGCGACUGAGCACCGUGCAGGAGAUGAGUCACAGCACUCACAGCGACGACGAACCAUCACCUGACGAACACCACAAUCUUCCUCACAACGACCAUCGCCACCUCCACGACUCGUCCUCGUCUCCCAGCGGCGUGGUGAAGCAAGCUGGCUCUCCUCACCCUAUCAAGAACUGUUACACUAGGUUGUCCUUCACACCUGAGCAAGAGGAGAUACUAAAGCAAGCGGUGAACGAGUCCAAGGCGAAAAAGAAGGCGAAAGCGGAGGGAGAGACAAGCACCAAAGCUACCAGCCCCGUCAAGCAAGGGCUCCUGACAGACCAAGGGUUGCCAACUACAGAAAACGGGAAAUCUCCAGGCCACGGGGAAGCUAUUGUAAUAUGUGAAGUAGAGAUCAACCACGUGGGGGACAACAAGACACAUAGAGCUCUGGAGGAGGUAGAGGAGGCUACAUCUACAGUAUAGCGUAUAGUGAAUGAUUAAUGGUGCAUAAAUAUAGCUAUGACCCUUUUAUCGCUUAUCGUUCUAAUUUGUGUAAAAACAUUCUGCCCUCCAUUUGUAUCAUAUCAGCUCGACACCACGUCUGCUUUCCUUGGUUCACCUCCUCAUUUACCUCUUAGGGGCUUAUCUUCCCCAGUAUUAAUGAACUCUUUUGCCCAACUGAAUCACAAACAUUUUUAAUUUAAAUUUCAGUAUUAAUUUUUUCUUUUAUCUCAGCUAAGUUAGAUUUUUAUUCUGGAAUUGAACGAUUAAUUUAAAAUUU